AUGAGUGAAGACCUGGUGAAGAGCCAGUGCACAGCUCUAAACGACUGGGCAAAGAUUCAGAAAGACGCUGCUGCUGCUGCUGCUGCUGCUGCUGCUGCUGCUGCAGAUGCUGCAGAUGCAAAGAAAGCCGAGAAUUCCACUGCAGCAGAUGCCGGCACUGUGCCUGCGAGCGGUAACUCCACCUCAGAAAGUGGUAACCCUGUUACGCCAUCGAACAGCACGUCAGCCUCACGCCCAGGCUCAUCUCGCAGGAGUGGGAAAUGGUCGGAGAAGAGAGGAGAUGCUGGGGGGGCUGAUAGUGGUAACAAGUCAGAGCAGGGAGGGGGGAAGGGAACGGAGAAGGGAGGAGAGAAGGUAGGGGAGAAGGGAAAGGAGAAGGGAGGGGAGAAGACAGGGGGGGUUGCUAGUGGAGAGAAGCAGGGGGGGGAGGCGAGUGGGGUGAAGAGGGAGACAGAGAAAGAGAGGAAGGCAAGAGAGUGGGAGGAGAGGAAGCAGCUUGCAAAGGGCAGAGCGAGGGAAAAGGAGGAGACUGCAGAGAAGAGAAAACGAGAGGAAGAGGAGAAGAAAGCGAGGGAGGCAGAGGAGAAGGCGAAAAGGGAGAAAGCUGAGAGGGCGAGGAGAGAGGCAGAGAAGGGUAAGAGGAAGGACAAGGGGAAGGGCAAAGGGGGAAGCAGGAAAUCACCCAACCCACCGCCUGGAAAGUAA
Molecule: messenger RNA, 705 nt
Organism: Closterium sp. Naga37s-1
Lineage: Eukaryota; Viridiplantae; Streptophyta; Zygnematophyceae; Desmidiales; Closteriaceae
Source: the annotation of a GenBank genome assembly